AUGGCGACUCCGGCCCCUGCCGCGUCUGCUCAGCCUCCGGUGGCCAUUGUCACAAUCGGCAUGGCCGGCUCAGGCAAAACGACAUUCAUGCAACGGAUCACCAAUCACCUACACACGACCGGCCGCAAACCCUACACACUGAAUCUCGAUCCUGCCGUGAACCGCGUGCCUUUUGCGCCCAACAUCGACAUCCGCGACAGCAUCAACUACCGAGAAGUCAUGAAGCAGUACAAUCUUGGUCCCAACGGUGGCAUUCUCACAUCCCUCAACCUUUUCGCAACCAAGAUCGACCAGAUUAUAAAUCUGCUCGAGAAGCGGGCGCAGCCGUCCCCUGACAGCACCUCGGCCCCUCCAAAACACAUCCUCGUCGAUACGCCGGGCCAAAUCGAAGUGUUCGUGUGGUCGGCCAGUGGCAGCAUCCUCCUCGAAUCGCUGGCCAGCAGCUUCCCAACGGUGAUAGCAUACGUGAUUGACACACCCCGCACGAGCUCUACCAGCACGUUCAUGAGCAACAUGCUGUAUGCAUGCAGCAUUCUAUACAAGACCAAACUGCCAAUGAUCCUGGUCUUCAAUAAAACAGACGUGCAGGAUGCGGCCUUCGCGAAGGAGUGGAUGACGGACUUCGAAAAAUUCCAGGAAGCACUGCAUACCGAGGAGGAGAAGGGCGUCUUUGGCGGCGAAGGUCACGGAGGUAGCGGAUACAUGUCCUCGCUGCUGAACUCGAUGAGCCUCAUGCUCGAGGAAUUUUACGCGCAUCUGAGCAUGGUGGGCGUCAGCGCCAUGACGGGCGACGGCAUCGAGGAGUUCUUCGAGGCUGUGGAGCAGAAGCGCGAGGAGUUCAACAGGGACUAUAAGCCGGAGUUGGAGCGGAGGCGGAGGGAGCGCGAGCAGCAGAGCCAGGAGCAGAAACAGCGCGAUCUCACGCGAUUCAUGAGCGACAUGAGCGUUGAUGCUGCUGCGAAGAAGAAGGCAGCGGAGGAGGAUGAGGGGGAAGCUGAUGAGGACGAUGAAGAUAUGGAUCCAGAGGACUACCCGGAUGCGGAAAGGGACGACCCGGAAACCAGUCUUCGCAAACGGUACGAGAAGGCGCUGCGGGAGGGACGGAUCGAGGAUGGCGGCGGAGAUCAAGGCAUGGCGAACGCGUUGCGGAGGGUGGGCUAG
Cyphellophora europaea CBS 101466 is the source of this 1161-nucleotide messenger RNA. RefSeq lists its product as uncharacterized. Lineage: Eukaryota; Fungi; Ascomycota; Eurotiomycetes; Chaetothyriales; Cyphellophoraceae. The record is from RefSeq and is a predicted model, not a curated record. The transcript has a single exon. Gene Ontology annotation, molecular function: GTPase activity. The coding region runs from base 1 to 1161 and encodes 386 amino acids.